GUUCGAUUCAAAAUAAAGAGUGAGUGUCACGGAGUAGAUGUCAAAAUACUGGACUCACCAACACUAAGACACCAGUUUCUCGAUUAUUUAUUUUGAAUUUAUAUUAUUUACGAAGGCGACACAAGAAAAUGUUUCCACAUUUAUCCAGCUGGAGAGUUAAUUUAACGCUGCUACAGGAGGUUGCCAAUAAAGAGCUCCUCUCUAUUUUGGACAAAUGUGAAGGGACAAAAGCCAUUGUCUGGGAUGAUUCAUUAUCCGGUCCCGUAGGUCUGAUAACCAAGUACACAUUUCUGAAGGAGCGAAAUGUCAUCAAGAUGCUGCCGCUUCGUCCCGGCUCCCUAGCCGACAUAGAUGUCAAACAUAUUAUCUUCAUUACACGCCCCAAUUUAAGGCUGAUGGACUUUAUCGCUGAAAAUGUUCAUCACGAAGAGAAACGAUCGGCGAAGUCGAGAAAGGAAUUCCAUUUGUUUUUCGUGCCAAAGAUAUCGAUGUUGUGCGAGAAACACUUGAAGAUACGAAAAGUCUACGGAAGUUUUACCAACGUCGGCGAAUUUAGAUGUGAAAUAUUUCCGGUGGACAAUGAUCUGCUGUCGAUGGAGUUGAAAGACUGCUACCGGGAACUGCACAUUGAUGGAGAUCCGACUAGUCUGUACAUAGCUGCAUCUGCGCUGGUUUCACUCCAAAAACUUUAUGGUCGAAUACCGAAAGUGUACGGUAAAGGCAUCUUUGCACAAAAGGUAUGGGAUCUGACCAAACAAAUGGGCAAGGAGGAGUCAGCAAUUAUGAAUUCGGACAAGGGUGCAAUCGAUCAGGUUAUUCUGUUGGACCGAUCAAUAGAUCAAAUGAGCGUCUUAACAACCCAGUUGACCUACGAGGGCUUGAUCGACGAAAUAUUCGGCAUUAAUCAAUCAACAGCACACUUUCCUCCCGAACCGUUCGUCAGCAAAUCUGAAGACCCAUUUCAAACCGGCAUGUCAUCGGCUGACAAAAAAUCGAUUGUUCUGAAUUCCAGCGAGGAUUUGUACACCGAACUGAGAGACAAAAACUUUGGCGCUAUCGGUCAGAUAUUGGCCAGACAUGCGAAAUCAGUGGGAAGUCAAUUGGACGAACGGCAUGGUAAUAAAUCGGUGCAAGAAAUGAAACGGUUCGUCGAACGAUUGCCCAAUAUGUUAGCCGAUAAACAGUCGGUGGCUACACACACCACCAUUGCUGAAAUGGUGAAAGACACGACCGAUUCGUAUGACUUCCGCGACGAAUUGGCCUGCGAACAAGAGUUCCUUUUGUGUGCCGAUCUGGACAAAGCCAGCACGUUUAUCGAAGAUUUAAUUGCGAAGGCUGCACCACUAAAGACAGUCAUUCGGUUGAUUUGUAUGCAAUGCAUUGCUGGCUCUGGAUUCAAACCGAAAGUGCUGGAGUAUUACAAGAGAGAAUUGGUACAAGUCUACGGAAUCGAAACGCUUCUCACAAUAGGAAAUUUAGAACGAGCCGGGCUGCUUAAAGUGCAGAGCGGCACUCGAUCGUAUGGAGUUUUGAGAAAGAUGCUGAACUUAACGGUCGACGAUGCCCUGGAAGUCGAUCCGAAAGACAUAAGUUACGUGCAUUCAUUCUACGCUCCACUCACCAUUCGUAUCGUUGAACAGUCCCUCAAACCAAUGGGUUGGCAAUCGCUGAAUGACAACAUUGGAUGUCUGCCCGGACCGGCAUUCGAGGAUUUUCAAUUAGCAUCGCAUAACAUCAGCAAUCGGCGUGGAUCGUUAACCAGCGAAAUAUCGCAAAGCGAUCAGCCGAAAGUGAUUUUGGUGUUCUUUUUGGGUGGAUGCACGUUCGCCGAAAUUGCGGCGUUACGGUUUCUGUCGAAACAGGAGGACACGAAUGUUGAGUUCGUCAUAGCUACAACCAAAAUAAUUAACAAAAAUACAUUUUUGGAAAUGUUAAUGGAACACGGGAAAGCCGACAGCUGGUAGGGACGGUUGUAGUUUCGGGUUCUGUUUUUUUUUUUAUUACAUUGUACGUGAUCACGUAAUUAUAACUUUGAUAGUUGGAAUGCAGAGAAA
Molecule: messenger RNA, 2054 nt
Organism: Bradysia coprophila
Lineage: Eukaryota; Metazoa; Arthropoda; Insecta; Diptera; Sciaridae
Gene: car
Product: vacuolar protein sorting-associated protein 33A
Biological process (GO): vesicle-mediated transport
Source: RefSeq, a predicted model, not a curated record